Rhodofomes roseus is the source of this 896-nucleotide messenger RNA. RefSeq lists its product as uncharacterized. The record is from RefSeq and is a predicted model, not a curated record. The transcript has 4 exons. Gene Ontology annotation, molecular function: RNA polymerase I core promoter sequence-specific DNA binding; RNA polymerase I general transcription initiation factor activity; TBP-class protein binding. Gene Ontology annotation, cellular component: RNA polymerase I core factor complex. NCBI's taxonomy places the organism in Eukaryota, Fungi, Basidiomycota, Agaricomycetes, Polyporales, Fomitopsidaceae. The coding region runs from base 109 to 822 and encodes 237 amino acids. Gene Ontology annotation, biological process: nucleolar large rRNA transcription by RNA polymerase I; transcription initiation at RNA polymerase I promoter.
CUUCAGCGCACGAUCGCAUCACGCGUCUGCCGCCGGCGCGCUUGCUCUGAUCGACUCCUCCGGUCCGUACUCAACGUCAAACCACUCAUUUUUUAUUCUUGCAAGACCAUGUCGCGCGCCGAACAUACAUUCCUCUUUACAUCGUCUAAUGCCAAACGCCCGACAACAGCGCGCAAGGUGCACAUCCGCCGGUUGAUCGAUAUCUUGCAGCUUUCUCUCCAGCGGCAGGACUACGAUCGCGCCCGGCGGGCAUGGACCAUCCUCAUACGAUGCAAGGAAAUAAACUGGAAGGACAUGUGGAAGACAGCGAUUGCCCUCCUAGCCGACGCCGGGGACGACGAUCUCGAGGAGAACGACCAGCGCAUCGCGUUCCUGAGUGUAGUGAUCAGGCAGCAUCCCGACGAAAGAGAAAUGAUAUUGAAAGAGCUUGUCCUCCGACUCAUACAGACGGGAAAAUACAGGCGAGCCUUGGAUGAGCUGGACUUGUAUCUGCCGCUAUUCCCCUUUCACGACAACCCUGUGAUGCAUACGUACGCCGGCCUACUUGCUUUGUACCUCUCUCAACCCGCGCAAGCCUCAGAAGGCGGCACACAACAGGGACAGCAAUGGAAUGCAGGCCUCAUCAGCGCUGCUCGGGCACACUUUGAACGCGCAAGAUGGAUCGACCCCGGCAACACCAUCGCGAACGCUUUCCUGGAGCAGCUGCCCAACAUCACACGGAUAACAGACCCCCGACAGGGUCCCGAGUCUGACGACGAGGGCGAAGACAGAAGCAUGGAAGUUGACGAUAUGAGCCAGCGGCGGAAGCGCGUCAAGACUUGAGCAUUGGAAUGGCUACGACACGACACAAGAUAUACAUGUGCACUACAGGACAGCGGCACGAUUGGGGGAACGCG